This is a messenger RNA of Sphenostylis stenocarpa, 1368 nucleotides long. The record is from the annotation of a GenBank genome assembly. NCBI's taxonomy places the organism in Eukaryota, Viridiplantae, Streptophyta, Magnoliopsida, Fabales, Fabaceae.
AUGGUCGUGGAACCUUCUGACGCCACCACACUUCCCACGUGGCGCAGACAGUCUUUUCUUCUACCAGCGAUGCCGACCGUGGCAGUCAAACUCUAUAGCGUUUUCUUCAAGUUUCUCCUAAAGAACCGUUUGCAGAACCGGAUCCUAGCCCCUGCCGAAGAAUCUAACCCUUUCGGCGUCACGACCCGACCCGACGAGACUGUCGCCGCCGCCAACCCCUCCUUCUCCGACGGCGUCGCCACCAAAGACAUCCACAUCGACAACCUGACUUCCCUCUCCGUCCGAAUCUUCCUCCCCGAUUCCGCACUCUCGCCCGAACCCAAUAUUAAACCUAGCCCCAAAUCCGAACCUGGAUCCGGUGGCUCCGAAACGGCGUCGUCGCGCCUGGCGCGACGCAACAGCUACGAGCCCUCGGUGUUGACGCCACGUGAGGAGACGCGACGGAGCAGUGUCGGCGAGUACCGAGGGUACUUGCCGGCGCCGGACUCUUGCCGGAAAAAAUUACCGGUGUUAUUGCAAUUUCACGGCGGGGGGUGGGUGAGUGGGAGCAAUGAUUCGGUGGCGAACGAUUUGUUCUGCCGGCGGAUCGCGAAGCUCUGCGAUGCGAUGGUGGUGGCGGUCGGGUACCGACUGGCGCCGGAGAAUCGAUACCCGGCGGCGUUCGAGGACGGGAUGAAGGUCCUGAAUUGGCUGGCGAAGCAGGCGAAUUUGGCGGAGUGUAGUAAGUCGUUGGGAGGGAGGAAAUCGGAGGGUCAUAACAAGCAUAUUGUUGAUUCUUUUGGAGCGUCAAUGGUCGAGCCUUGGUUGGCUGCUCAUGGAAAUCCAUCAAGAUGUGUUCUUCUUGGUGUGAGUUGUGGUGCAAAUAUUGCAGACUAUGUGGCUCGGAAAGCUGUAGAAGCUGGUAAACGUCUGGACCCUGUCAAGGUGGUGGCACAGGUCCUGAUGUAUCCAUUUUUUAUUGGAAGUGUGCCCACUCAUUCUGAAAUAAGGUUGGCAAACUCUUACUUUUAUGACAAGGCCAUGUGUAUGCUCGCAUGGAAACUAUUUCUACCAGAGGGGGAGUUUAGCCUAGACCAUCCAGCUGCCAAUCCUCUUGUCCCAGGCCAGGGUCCUCCUUUAAAACAGAUGCCUCCAACAUUGACAGUGGUGGCAGAACAUGACUGGAUGAGGGAUCGUGCCAUUGCAUAUUCAGAGGAGCUUAGGAAGGUGAAUGUUGAUGCACCUGUUUAUGAGUAUAAAGAUGCAGUCCAUGAAUUUGCAACACUUGACAUACUUAUCAAAAGCCCUCAGGCCCAGGUUUGUGCUGAGGACAUUGCCAUCUGGGUUAAGAAAUAUAUUUCGCUUCGAGGUCAUGAAUUCUCUUAUUGA